AUGGAGGGAAAUGGCAAUGAAAGCCAUGGGGUUGAACUCGUUGUCACACAAAUAGGAGAUUCGACCCUUGUGCAGCCUUACACGGAAACAGAAAAGGGCUUCUAUUUUCUCUCGAAUCUUGAUCAGAAUAUUGCGGUUAUUGUGCGGACGAUUUACUGUUUUAAGUCUGAGGAGAAAGGGAAUGAGACGGCUGUUGAGGUGAUACGGGAUGCUUUGUCGAGAGUUCUUGUGUAUUAUUACCCGGCUGCUGGGAGGUUAGCGAUUAGUCCCGAAGGGAAGCUGAUUGUGGAUUGUAGCGGAGAGGGUGUGGUUUUUGUUGAGGCGGAAGCGAACUGUGCGAUCGAAGAUAUUGGUGAUAAUACGAAGCCUGAUCCAGUUACGCUUGGAAAGCUGGUUUAUGACACUCCAGGGGCUCAUAAUAUUCUCGAGAUUCCUCCUGUUGUUGUACAGGUUACAAAAUUCAAAUGUGGAGGGUUUGUAUUAGGGUUGGGUAUGAACCAUUGUCUCUUCGAUGGAAUCGCUGCCAUGGAAUUCGUUAAAUCUUGGAGUGAAAUCGCCAGAGGUUCGCCGCUGCAACUUCCGCCGUUCCUCGAUCGGACGAUUCUCACCGCCAGAAACCCUCCGAUCAUCGACUUCCCCCACUAUGAAUUCGCAGAAAUCGAAGACGUUUCAGACUCCGGCAACCUCUACAAAGAAGAAAUCGCUUACCGAUCAUUCUGUUUCUCGCCGGACGACCUCCACCACCUCAAAAUCGAAGCCACCGCCGCCGGCGAAAUCCCCACCUGCACCACCUUCGAAGCCCUCUCGGCGUUCGUCUGGCGAGCCAGAACGAAAGCUCUCAAAAUGAAACCAGAUCAGAAAACAAAACUCCUCUUCGCCGUCGACGGCAGGUCGAGAUUUGAACCGCCGUUGCCGGAAGGAUAUUCCGGCAACGGAAUCGUGCUAACGAAUUCCAUAUGUUUGGCCGGCGAUCAGGUGAGUAAUCCGUUAUCAUUCACCGUGAAAUUGGUUCACAAUGCGGUUAAGCUUGUUACCGACGGUUAUAUGAGAUCGGCGAUUGAUUAUUUCGAAGUGACUCGAGCUCGGCCGUCCCUGGCGGCGACGCUGUUGAUUACGACAUGGUCGAAGCUGCAAUUUCACGCCCAUGAUUUCGGGUGGGGCGAACCUGUUCUGUCGGGUCCGGUGGCCUUGCCGGAAAAAGAAGUAAUACUGUUCUUAUCUCAUGGGAAACAGAGGAAAAGUAUUAACGUUCUUCUGGGGUUGCCGGAAUCCGCCAUGAAAACCUUUGAAGAGCUCAUGAAUCAUAUCCAUUGAUGAAUUUGGUUUUCUAUUUGUUUA
Cynara cardunculus var. scolymus (artichoke) is the source of this 1338-nucleotide messenger RNA. RefSeq names its product omega-hydroxypalmitate O-feruloyl transferase-like. The record is from RefSeq and is a predicted model, not a curated record. The transcript has 2 exons. NCBI's taxonomy places the organism in Eukaryota, Viridiplantae, Streptophyta, Magnoliopsida, Asterales, Asteraceae. Gene Ontology annotation, molecular function: acyltransferase activity, transferring groups other than amino-acyl groups. The coding region runs from base 1 to 1314 and encodes 437 amino acids.